AUGAAUAUCCAAAUAUCACCGGCACAAUUCCCCGAAGAUGCCGAUUCUAUCCUCUCAUUAUUUCUUGGCUAUGCCGCAUCCCUCUGCAUUGACCUCACUUUUCAAUCGUUCCAAGAGGAACUUGAUUCCCUCCCAGGGAAAUAUGCCCCAUCACAAGGGGGGUCUCUCUUGAUCGCACGGGUGGGCACGGGUAUUCGAGGAUAUAAUACGAACGGACUAGUCGACUUAAUAUCUUCCCCGCAGUUCCCCUCUGCCCUCGGAUGUGUGGCCCUGCGGCGCAACUCUGAUGACUGGUGCGAGAUGAAGCGUCUUUAUGUUCUCAAGGAAGCUCGCGGAGAACGUCUGGGUGAAAAACUUGUCGAAGCGAUCCUUGCGCAAGCUAGAGAUCUGGGCUACCGCGGGAUGCGCCUAGACACACUCCCUGAAAUGAGAGCGGCACAACGGUUGUAUCGGAAAUAUGGAUUUGUGGAUAUUGAACCGUACUAUGAGACUCCAAUUCAAAGAACAGUUUUCAUGGGUUGUGAAUUUCUAUGA
This is a messenger RNA of Penicillium expansum, 534 nucleotides long. RefSeq names its product Acyl-CoA N-acyltransferase. The transcript has a single exon. Bases 1 to 534 code for a protein of 177 amino acids. The record is from RefSeq and is a predicted model, not a curated record. Gene Ontology annotation, molecular function: acyltransferase activity, transferring groups other than amino-acyl groups. Lineage: Eukaryota; Fungi; Ascomycota; Eurotiomycetes; Eurotiales; Aspergillaceae.